GUUGAAAAGAACCAGGUUCGUAAGCAGAAAUACAAAUCUCGUCAGGAGAUCAUUUACAGACUGAGUAAGCACACAAUAAUAAAAAGUUGUUUCGUCGACAUGGGUGAUGUUAAUGCGAUUGACACCUCUGAGCUGAAUAGGGAGGUCGGCACGGUGCUGAAAACGCCGUACCAUCUCACCGAAACGGAUCGUCACCUGCCCCCAGAAUUCGCCAAGAUCUGUUUCGACCUCAAGGUGCAAAAGUACACCGUCAUCCUCGUCAAAUUCCACGAGGUGAUCGCCAACUACGAGGCUUGCAUUAUCCAAGCCGCCACGAAAACCGGAGGCAUUGGUUUCGUCUACAAGGGAAAGUAUGAAAACCUGCUCGAAGGAUUACAAGAUCGUCCCAAAGACCUAAAAAUGGACGUGGUUGAAGGUUACGACGAGCUGGCCACCUUCUGCCAGGCGGUCAUGGUCGGGUGGCGUCUUUGGCCCGAUUAUUGGGUCGGAUUGCAGAAAAUUGUCGACUAUUUGGCGAAUGACGUCCUGGUUGAAGACGUGAAACGGAUGGAACGCCCAUUCGUGUUGAUUUUGAAGGAAAUCGCGCUUCACGAGAUGUGGCCGACCGAUCCCGUCCUCGGCGCCGGGAUAGCGUCUCAAGCUAAGAAAAUCGUUUUUCGGUACAAAUCCACCUCUCCCGAAGUUACGACGCUUCUUCACGUCAAAACCAUGCUGACCGUUUGGUCUGCCGGCGUCACUCCGAAGGGGGAUCAUGUCGGGAAGAGGAUUUGCGACGGGGUCGGCUGUCUGGAAGUGGAGGGGAAAACGGUGACGUUUCCCCACUGCGUGAAAUGUAAGGUGGAGGUCUAUCAUUCUAAAAGGUGUCAAAAGAAGGCGUGGCAAGCGGGACAUAAAAAGGAGUGUAAUCCUCCGGGGUAAAAUAAGAUUGGUAAAAUGGUUAAAUAAAUAAAUUGGAUUUCAGUUUUAUUUACAUUAUGUACGUUUAGAAUGUGUGAAUAAAUACAUCCUA
Messenger RNA from Folsomia candida, 1009 nucleotides. RefSeq lists its product as uncharacterized. The record is from RefSeq and is a predicted model, not a curated record. Bases 100 to 918 code for a protein of 272 amino acids. The transcript has 5 exons. Lineage: Eukaryota; Metazoa; Arthropoda; Collembola; Entomobryomorpha; Isotomidae.